Molecule: messenger RNA, 1290 nt
Organism: Arachis ipaensis
Lineage: Eukaryota; Viridiplantae; Streptophyta; Magnoliopsida; Fabales; Fabaceae
Product: putative fasciclin-like arabinogalactan protein 20
Source: RefSeq, a predicted model, not a curated record
CCGAAUUUCAAUUCCACGUCGAUCAUCUCUUCCUCCUUCAAAGUUCAUACAAGUAUGAAGUAUACAACCCCUCCAAAGCCACUCUUCUCUUAGCAAGAAAUCCAAGAACACACGAUUCUCCUUCUUCAAUCCAACCGAUGGAAAAGAUUAAUCUUUUCACCCUACGCACUCUUCUCUUCCUCGUCACCGUCGUCAUCCUCCUGUUCCCCUCUGCCGCAUCCUCCACCGAGGCCCUCCUUACCCUGGCGGUGCAAACCCUAACCGACGCCGGCUUCCUUUCCAUGGCCCUCACCCUCCGCCUCGCGUCCCCUUCCAUCCCCCUCCCUUCCGCCAACACCGCCACCGUCUUCGUACCCCCAAACGCCGCCUUCAUCCGCUCCGGCCCGCUCCCACUCUCACUCCUCAAAUACCACAUCCUACCCGACAGGCUCCCACUCCAAAACCUCUCAACUCUCCAACCAAACACGCCCUUACCCACUCUCCUCCCAAAUUCCUAUCUCAGCAUUACCUCUUCCUCCUCCAACAAACUUUCCCUAAACGACGUCGUCGUUUCCAAGAUACCAAUCUUCGACGACGGUUCAUUACUCUUGCUCGCAAUCGACGACUUCUUCAACUCAUCUUCGCUCCAAGAAUUAGAAUCCGAACCCGCCCGUACUAACGCAGAAACGUUUGCCGCCGUCACCGAAGUCUUGAAGUCUAACGGCUGCUCCGUAAUGGCCACGUUUCUUGAUGCUCAGCUUUCGACGGAGUUUGGUGAUGAGAGGAAGUUCACGAUCUUCGCGCCGUUAGAUGAGGCGUUCGCCGUUAACGGCGUGAGGAAUAUCGGCGAUUACUCUACGAUCUUCCGCAAGCACGUCGUGCCGAAGCUGAUUACAUGGCGCGAUCUGAUUCGUCUCCCUAACGAGUCUCUGCUGCCGACGUUCUCCGACGGGUUUGAGAUCAAUGUGACGGUUUCUCCGAGGAUGCGGUUCCUCAACGGUGUUCUGGUGGCGGUUCCGGACAUGUUUCGCAGCGAUCUCGUCGUCGUUCAUGGAAUUCAUGGCUUACUUGAUAGCAAUAGAGUGGAACAGUGCCACAGUGCUACGUGCUGACUGAAGGUGUAUCCAUUUCUUCUGAAUAUUGAAUUUUAGGGUUAGAUUUUGGUAUAUUCAAUGGUCCGUGAAUACUUGAAUCUUAUGUAGUUUUCUAUUGGAAUUGUAUGUUUGUGUAGACCUAUAUUCAAUUGUGUAUGCAAAUUGCACAGAGCAUUAACAAUUCUUUCAAAGACAAACAGAUAGUGUGUGAACUCUU